UUCACAACUGGUUUUACGAGUGUGGAGGAAGCUGUGAUGAAUGGAAAGAUGGAGAACUUCUGUGGAUCUGCUGAUUGUAAAGGCUUUAGAGGGGCACAGGGAUCCUCCUUCUGCCUAAGAGAGCCCCAGUCCACCUUCUGCCUGAUGUUUGCAGAGGGGACUGAAGAGUUUCCAUUUCUCACAUCUCUGUCUGUGAAUAGCAGUAUUUCCUGCCUCUUGUGGUUUUCCAUCACUCCCAGGUGCUUGAUAAAUAUUGUUAAAUGAAUAGAUGAUUGAAAGAGUACAUCUGAAGGAAGAGAAGAAGGAACUUAUUUCUGAAGGCAGGCGGCUAACCUGGCAGAUUUCGUAUGGGUGCUGCUGUCAGGAGAAUGAAGCUCUGAUAUUGCUAUGUGGCAAGUGGACUCGUGCAAUCACAGGGAUCCAGAAUUAUGUAAACAGUGUGUGGGGGUGGAAGUGAUCAUGCUCAAAAGGGACAUAAAGCCAGAAAGUGACAGGCCACGGAAAGUCCGGUUUCGGAUCGCGUCAUCUCACAGCGGGCGGGUGCUGAAGGAGGUGUACGAAGACGGGCAGCCUUCGGGCUCUCUGGAUUCCGAAGGUGCCAGCAUCUGUGGGAUAGAUGGACUGAGUGAGUCUGAUGGACAGCAAAAUGGCCACAUGGGAUCGGAAAGCGAUGAGUGUGAGGACGACCAGGAUAGCUUGCUGGCGUUAGCAAGGGCUGCCAGUGAGAAGGGUUUUGGAACAAGAAGAGUCAACAUUUUAAGCAAAAAUGGCACAGUCAGAGGCGUCAAAUACAAAGUGAGUGCCGGCCAAGCUCUAUUUAACAAUUUGGCCAAAGUACUGCAGAAUCCUGGGUGAUGGAGGAUGUGCAAAAGUUUUUGUGGGUAGGAAGGGACCAGAAGGUAAAAAG
Molecule: messenger RNA, 907 nt
Organism: Lutra lutra (Eurasian river otter)
Lineage: Eukaryota; Metazoa; Chordata; Mammalia; Carnivora; Mustelidae
Gene: GRXCR1
Product: glutaredoxin and cysteine rich domain containing 1
Exons: 5
Coding region: 388-855 (155 amino acids)
Biological process (GO): inner ear receptor cell stereocilium organization; sensory perception of sound
Cellular component (GO): kinocilium; stereocilium
Source: RefSeq, a predicted model, not a curated record